AUGGCCGGAAUAGCAUAUGGACUGGAGAUGAUUCUGGUCACGGAGUUUAUGGGGACUGACCUCUGCGAUGAACACAUGGAUUCAUCUGAUCGAGGCAAGAUCCGGGCGGCACUGUCAGCAAUCCACAGGCUGGGUGUCCUGCAUGGUGAUAUUCGGCCGCACAACAUUGUGGUACGGCGCGAUGGUGAAGACUCGCAGUUCUUUUUCAUCGACUUUGGACGCUCGGAAUUCACAAGAGUGAAAGGAUUUCUGAAGCACGAGGCGGAAGAGUUGGAGUCGCUGCUUGAUACAAUGCCUUGGCCAGAAGCGUUGCGUCCCGAGAUAGGAGAAAAACCAUCGCUUUGA
Molecule: messenger RNA, 345 nt
Organism: Gamsiella multidivaricata
Lineage: Eukaryota; Fungi; Mortierellomycota; Mortierellomycetes; Mortierellales; Mortierellaceae
Exons: 2
Coding region: 1-345 (114 amino acids)
Biological process (GO): protein phosphorylation
Molecular function (GO): protein kinase activity; ATP binding
Source: RefSeq, a predicted model, not a curated record